Molecule: messenger RNA, 4750 nt
Organism: Dromiciops gliroides (monito del monte)
Lineage: Eukaryota; Metazoa; Chordata; Mammalia; Microbiotheria; Microbiotheriidae
Gene: VEZF1
Product: vascular endothelial zinc finger 1
Exons: 7
Coding region: 148-1740 (530 amino acids)
Biological process (GO): regulation of transcription by RNA polymerase II
Cellular component (GO): nucleus
Molecular function (GO): DNA-binding transcription factor activity; RNA polymerase II cis-regulatory region sequence-specific DNA binding
Source: RefSeq, a predicted model, not a curated record
GCUCGGCGCUGCCAUGUUGAGGAGCCGCCGCCGCUGCCGCCGCCGCCGCCGCCGCCGCCGCUUUGUUGUCGCCUCCUCCGGCUGAGGAGGCUCCCCGAGCGGGGGGAGCGGGGAGGAGGGGGCUCGGCCGCCGCCGCCGCCGCCGCCAUGGAGGCCAACUGGACCGCGUUCCUGUUCCAGGCCCAUGAAGCCUCCCAUCACCAACAGCAGGCAGCCCAGAACAGCUUGCUGCCCCUCCUGAGCUCUGCUGUGGAGCCCCCUGAUCAGAAGCCGUUGCUUCCAUUACCAAUAACUCAGAAACCUCAGGCACCACCAGAAACAUUAAAGGAUGCCAUUGGGAUUAAAAAAGAAAAACCUAAAACCUCCUUUGUGUGCACUUACUGCAGUAAAGCUUUCAGGGACAGCUACCACCUGAGACGCCAUGAGUCCUGCCACACUGGGAUAAAAUUAGUGUCACGGCCAAAGAAAACCCCUACCACAGUGGUACCCCUUAUCUCCACCAUCGCCGGAGACAACAGCCGAACUUCGUUGGUCUCAACCAUUGCAGGCAUCUUGUCAACAGUCACUACAUCUUCCUCUGGCACAAACCCUAGCAGCAGUGCCAGUUCCACUGUUAUGCCAGUGACACAGACAGUCAAGAAGCCCAGUAAGCCAGUCAAGAAGAACCAUGCUUGUGAGAUGUGUGGGAAGGCCUUCAGAGAUGUCUACCACCUUAACCGGCAUAAGCUCUCUCAUUCAGAUGAGAAGCCCUUUGAAUGUCCUAUUUGCAAUCAGCGCUUCAAGAGGAAGGAUCGGAUGACUUACCAUGUGAGGUCUCAUGAAGGAGGCAUCACCAAACCAUAUACUUGCAGUGUUUGUGGGAAAGGCUUCUCGAGGCCUGACCACUUAAGCUGUCACGUAAAACAUGUCCAUUCAACAGAGAGACCCUUCAAAUGCCAAUUUUCCUCCCUCAUGCAGACAUGCACUGCUGCCUUUGCCACCAAAGACAGACUGCGGACACAUAUGGUUCGCCAUGAAGGAAAGGUAUCUUGUAAUAUCUGUGGUAAACUUCUGAGUGCAGCGUAUAUCACCAGCCACUUAAAGACACAUGGGCAGAGCCAAAGUAUCAACUGUAAUACAUGUAAACAAGGCAUCAAUAAAACAUGCAUGAAUGAAGAGACCAGCAACCAGAAGCAGCAGCAGCAGCAGCAGCAUGUGACCAGUUGGCCAGGGAAGCAGGUAGAGACACUGAGAUUGUGGGAAGAAGCUGUCAAGGCAAGGAAGAAAGAAUGUCAGUUCACCUUUGAGAAGGCUAUAGAGUACGUACCAUUCGAAGCUGCUAACCUGUGCCAAACCUCCACGGCUGCUACGACACCUGUGACUCUUACUACUCCAUUCAAUAUAACUUCCUCUGUGUCAUCUGGGACGAUGUCAAACCCAGUCACAGUGGCAGCUGCAAUGAGCAUGAGAAGUCCAGUAAAUGUUUCAAGUGCAGUUAAUAUAACCAGCCCAAUGAAUAUAGGGCACCCUGUAACUAUAACCAGUCCACUCUCUAUGACCUCUCCACUAACACUCACCACCCCAGUCAACCUCCCUACCCCAGUCACUGCCCCAGUGAAUAUAGCACACCCAGUCACUAUCACGUCGCCAAUGAACCUACCCACACCAAUGACAUUAGCUGCCCCACUAAAUAUAGCAAUGAGACCUGUAGAGAGCAUGCCUUUCUUACCCCAAGCUUUGCCCACAUCACCACCUUGGUAAACAGUGUUAUUAAAAAAAAAGUUAAAGUAAAUAUUUACCAGCAACAUUUUUUAGUUUAUUAAAGUAAAAGUCAAACCAAGAAAUUGGGAGAUCUUAUUACACUAGUUAAUAAAAGACUAAGUAGCAUUUUUCUCCAAUUUGGGAUUUUUCAAAGUAGGGUGUACAAAGUGAUCACUGCACCACUUCCGUUUAAGCAGAUUUUUCCUUUUAGCUCACAGCAAUGUUGAAAUGGAAUAGUAGUUGAUGAGAUAAAAUACCACAAAUAAAACCAGACAUAUGAAGUGAAACGCAUAUGUGCAAAAAAGUAGCAUUACUGUUUUUAUCCCAGGAAUUAUUCUUACUAGGAAAUCAUUUUGCUUUAAACACUAGCAGAACUCUUCCUCUCCCAAAUAAGGUGGACGGCUGAUUUUUAACCUGCCGCUUCUAAAUCCACUUAUUGAGAGCUAGUGUAGAAUUAUCUACAUUUAAUGUUUUUAUGAGUAAAUGCAUUACAUUGUCAUAAUAAAAUGCAUUUCAGAGAAUAUGCAUUUUACCUUUGGGAAUAUGUUAAUUUCAGGCAGCAUUCCCUAUGGGAAAGGUGAUACCAGCUCUGAUAUGCAAAGCAUAUGAUAAUUUAUCAUUCUAACUUCAACAUAUAAUAGGGAUUGUGACCUGAUAUUUGGAGAUGUAAAUAUUGCUCAGCAUAUUAAUCCUGAUGGAGUAUAGCAUUGUAGUUGACUUUUUAAAAAAAAAACAAAAACAAAAAACAAAAAUUGUGUUUGGUAAGGAAAGGCUGCUCCUGACAGAGGAGGAGACAAAAGUAUGUAAACAGGGAGGCUCCUAGCCUUUGAAGACCUCUGGGACUCUUAUUCAAGAGCCAGGGAGUACUUUGGAAUACUUAAGAAAUAUUGCUUUAAAAUUGGAAGAUGCUGGAGGCACUUAGAUGUAAUGUAUAUGCCCCUCUUUCUCCCAAUCAGAACCUGUUGAUAUUGCAACAGGGAGAGAUGUGUUAGUUGCUCACUAGAAGUUUUGUCUUAUAUUAAAUUGUAUACAGUUUUUAUUCUAACCACUAACUAGGUAGUAUACCCCUUCAGGACAAGCAGAGUGUGUCUUUUUUUUUUUAUUUCUCUUUCCCUAUUUUCUUAAUCAAGUGUUGUGCAGAUCUGUUGACUUUUGUAAAUAUUUACAACAUCACUUUUUUCCUUAAAAAAAUUUUUUUAAUUAAAGAAAACACUUCUAUCAACUUUGUAGUGUUUUCAGGGAGGCAAUUGUCUGAGCUCCCUGCAAAAACCCUGCAAUGAUCACACACAUUGAGACAUGUGCUUUUUGUUUCUUAGCAGAAUGUUUUUUCUGUACAUAAGGUAGAAACCAAAAGCUAGGAAAACAGAUACUCUUUAGAUCAUCAUGCCACACAUUAAUAUUUUAAAAACAUUGUUUAAAAGAAAAUCCAAAACCAAGACUCUACACGAUCUCUUUUUUUAAGUUGCAAUUUGUGUGUUUCGUUUUUUUUGUUUUUAAUCUUGCAGUUGAGAGAAAUGGAAAUUAGUUGUGUUAAUCUUGCAGAAUGUUUGCAGGACUAUCAAACUGGACGACUUCCGUUUGUACCCCUCUGUGUCAGUCCAACAUCAAAAUACCUUGCUUUCUGAGGCAGACUUCCUACAUCAGGGACAGGUAUCUGUGUCAUUAUACAAAACAGUUCUAGGGGGUUGAACUACAUAGUAAAAAAAAUCAAAUAAAAUAAAUAGAACUUAGUGUAAAAUAAUUUUAUAAAUGAUCUUUUGUACUUUAGGACAUUAAAUUGUACAACUUUUGUAUAUAUAAAAGCUUAGGAACUUUCUGUUUAGCAGGAAGGCAACACAUUCCUACACUUUUAAUGUAUAUGUUUGUUAUAAUGUCCAUGUAAACAUAUGCCCUAUGUUUGUGCCUUUUUAAUUAGUUUGUCUCAAUAAACAAAAUGUAGAGAAAAAUAUGUAGCUAUGACUUUGUUACAAUUGUUCUUAUCCACAGUCCAGAGAUCUGUUUGUUUUUCAUAUGUAGAGCAUUCUGUGUGGACUACUGGAAGGACUGGAGCAGGGAAGGCCCAUGUCCGGCCCUGCUGAGGUCUGGAAUGGGCUGCCCACUGGCCACAUCUGGGGAGGAAGCUCAAGUCCCAGCAUGCAGUCCAGCAGCCAGGAUCUGGCUCUACUUGCUGGGAUCUGUCAACUUUAUGGGCUGGCCUCCCCCAGGAAAAGAGGCUUGGGGAGGGAAACAGGAAAAGCCUCUUAGAAUUCAUGAAGCCUCAGGCUUCCUUGAGAGUGGCCCCCAGAUAGUCCUCAGUUGGGAAAGGGUUGGGCCCCCCCUGGGCUAGAAUGUGGUCAUUUGAACCCUGAGAGUAUUAGUUCUUUAAAAAAAAAAAAGUGGAGAUAUUUACUAGAAAUGAUUGUUUUAUCAACUCAUUGUAUAAUAAACAGGAGUGAGACUUCAUUGUAUGACUUCAGUUAAAAUGCUAUUUCGUAUGCACUCUUUAUUCACUUAAGAAGCUUGUCGGCAAUAAUAAAACCACAUUGUGUCUUUUGGGGGGGAGUGGGAGAGGCAAAGGUAAGGAAGGGUGGAGAGCCUGGAGAAGGGGUAUGGAUGCACAGAGGAGGCAAAUUCCAUCACACAGCAUCUUGGUGCCUGAGUGGGGUUUCUGCCGCUGAUGGACUGACUCAACUGAGUAACGAAGGCCUGACCGACAGUGUUCCAUGAGAAUGCAGUGUGUGUUCUUCCUUUUGGGUUGUAACCUAGUUGAGCUCCCCUUUAUCAGAUUGGCAGCUAAACAGUUGUAUUAGAUAAUCCUCAAAUCUGAAAUCCAGCCUGUUACGCUCUAGGGCUCGCUGCUUGGCCUGCGAUCGCUUUUUCUUGUGUAUCCAUUUCCCUCCUAAGGUGUGCUCCUAAAUGAAGGUUUCUAUGUACACAGAUGAUUUUACCUGUCAAUACCAGCAUUGUAUUACUAACAUGCAAAAUACUGCAAAUUUAUUUUGACAAAUUAAAGUUAACCAGUCACAAAUGU